This is a messenger RNA of Candida albicans SC5314, 2547 nucleotides long. RefSeq lists its product as uncharacterized. Lineage: Eukaryota; Fungi; Ascomycota; Pichiomycetes; Serinales; Debaryomycetaceae. The record is from RefSeq and is a predicted model, not a curated record. The transcript has a single exon. The coding region runs from base 1 to 2547 and encodes 848 amino acids.
AUGCCAGACUCAGAACCAUUGGAGCCAUUAAAUCAGGAAAGUAGCUCAAAUACGGAGCAAUUGAAAUUGUCCACUACUCCUAAUAUUCCUGCUCGUCCACAAACAAGACCACAGAAACAAUCAACAACAACAACAACAACGGUACCUACUGAUCAAGACUCAACUACCGAGACAUCAUUAGAAAAACCAUUAGAUAAUCCUCAAGAUGAACUAGACGAAUUGGCUCAUGAAAUUGAGAAAGUCUUAAGUGAUCCUGUGAUUCCACCUCGUCCUCAACAUGGAUCGUCGACAAAGUCAAGUGAAACACAAACAGAACAUAAAGAACAUGAUUUUGAGCCAGCACAUCCAGCUAUUCCACAACGUCCUACGAAUAAAAAGGAAACAAUUCAAUCAGAGGUGGGUGACCACAACAAUGGUCUUGAAUCGAAAUCUGAUUUGAAGGUGAAUAAAGAAACCUCAGAUGAUCUGGUAUCCACUGACAAGGAUAAAGUACAUAUCAAACCCUCUAUUCCUACUAUACCAUCUCGUCCUCAAAGCAGAAAUUUGGACUUUUCUGAAGUUGACAACACAAAACCAUCAACUACUCCAAGUAUUCCUGCUCGUCCUCAAAGACAAAGUACAACAACACAAGAUGAAUACAAGCCACAAGCUUCAAAUACACCUGACAUUGUAACUCGUCCCCAAACUAAAACGGAAAAGUCAGUUCUGAACGAAGAAUUAGAUAAACCAGGUGAUGAACCCCUGUCAAAGGACCAAGACAAUGAAAGACACACAGAUGAUAGUAAUGCCUCGAAAUCAAUUCUUGAAACUGAAAAAGCCGUAGCACAGGAAGAAAAGAAAGCUAAGAAGAGUGACGUUGACAAUAAGCCAUCAGAACCAACCACCAGCACAGAUUCAUCAACAGAACCAACAGCUCCAGCAAGAGGUUUCAGAUUACCUUUACAUAUGCAGCAAGGUAGCGGACCAAUAUCUACAAGUACACCAGUUGCUGGAUCUGAAGCCGAAUUGAAUUCAUUGAACAACUCAAAUACUUUUGGUGAUGGAGAAGUCACUCCAGGAAACUCUGAUACCAAAGCUACAUUUAAGAAUGAUGAAGAUGUAGAAAAUGAAAACAGAACUGACUCAUCAAGUUUUGACGAUGAUAUGGAAACAAUUUCACAAGAUAACGAGGAUGGUGAACAAGAUCGCCGUAACCGUCAAGAAACAGCAACAGAAGAGAAUGCACAAGAAAGUGAGGCACCACAAUUUGAAACCACUAUUAUUGAAUCUGGUGAAACUGAAGAAAGAGACGGCGACGAUACAGAUUCGGGUGAGUUAUACUCAGAACAGCAACAAAACAAGGAAAAAGAAGAAACUGUUCCGGCUACUAGUACCCCAAAAAUACCUCAACGUCCACCAAAGAAACUGUCUUUAUCAAGAGCAACAACCAAUGAUUCGUUAACAUCAUUGAAUAGCACUUCAAAACCACCAAAACCAGUUAUCUCGAAAAGACCAACUACUGAGGAAUCUUUGUCUAACAUAGAGCCAACAAUACCAAGCAGACCAGCAAUUAAUCAAAUUCCAUCAGUUGGCGAAUCCCAACACGAGCCAAUUGUUCCAAACAGACCGGGCAAUAAAGACUUAGCAUCAAGUCAAAAAGAUACACAAGUAUCCGUGAAACUGAAGCCACCACCACCAAAACCUAAAAAAUUGUCAUCCAAGAUUGCUGCUUUUCAACAGCAAUUGUUCAAUCCCGCUAAUGCUUCCUCCGAAGAAGAUGUUAGUUCAACUGGGUCUAAACAACCAGAGUCAGGCAUUAGAAAAAGAUCUACUGAAAAUAGUGUAUUACUGAGAUUUGGUGGGAAAGCGAUUCCAUUACCAGGUAUGUUUAAUCCUAAUCAAAUGCCCAAACCUUCUAUAUCUCAUGGGGAAGAAACAUCUGAUGACAAAGAGGAAAAACAGGAAAGUGCAACUGCAAAUGCACCUGUUAGAAGAACUAGAGGUCCAAGAGGUAAGAAAUUACCAAAAGCUGUUGCUGAUGCAGAAGUUAAAACAGAAAGUAGAUUUGCCAUAGAACUGGGUAAAUUGUGGAGCAUUGAAUUUAAAAAGAAAAUAGUAGAGGAGAAAGAAAUUAUUUCUACUAGUGUUGAAGAUUUGAAAAAGCCAAAGAUACUUUCUGAAAAUGAUGAAGCUGGUGACGAGAGCAAAGAAACUGCGGUUGAGAAUGAGGUAAUAGAUAACCCGGAGAUCCCUGUUAAAGAUGAGUUGCAACACGAUGUUGUAGAUGUUGUUGGACAUCCUGAGAAAGAUGUAGUUACUGGCUUAGAUGAUGAUGACGAGGAUGUACCUCCUGAAGUAAAUGAGAGAUUUAUUAAAGAUGAAGAGAUUUCAAAUGUCGGUGUUGAAAGAACUAUUGCACUGGAAACAACCACAGAAAAGCAUUCAACUGAUGAAGAAGAAGUAGAAGAAGAGGCUGAAGUGGACUCUGUUGACAUUCCAAUUCGUCGAGUUGCGGUAAACACAGUUGAUUCAACUGAGGUUCAAAAAGAUGUCGAGGACGAACCUUAA